Molecule: messenger RNA, 1588 nt
Organism: Nanorana parkeri
Lineage: Eukaryota; Metazoa; Chordata; Amphibia; Anura; Dicroglossidae
Gene: LHX5
Product: LIM homeobox 5
Exons: 6
Coding region: 71-1333 (420 amino acids)
Biological process (GO): neuron differentiation; regulation of transcription by RNA polymerase II
Cellular component (GO): nucleus
Molecular function (GO): RNA polymerase II transcription regulatory region sequence-specific DNA binding; DNA-binding transcription factor activity, RNA polymerase II-specific
Source: RefSeq, a predicted model, not a curated record
CUUCUGCUGUUGCUGCUGCUUCGGGUUUAUGUGGAUUGCUGUGGGGACAUCAAGGUGCUCUGGCUGAAUCAUGAUGGUCCAUUGCGCUGGCUGCGAAAGGCCCAUCUUGGACCGCUUUCUGCUCAAUGUACUGGACCGGGCCUGGCACGUCAAAUGUGUCCAAUGUUGUGACUGCAAAUGCAACCUCACAGAGAAGUGCUUCUCCAGAGAAGGCAAACUCUACUGCAAGACCGACUUCUUCAGGAGGUUUGGUACAAAGUGUGCAGGGUGCUCCCUAGGAAUCUCUCCCAGUGACCUAGUGAGAAAAGCCAGGAACAAAGUAUUCCACUUGAAUUGUUUUACCUGUAUGGUCUGCAACAAACAGCUCUCCACCGGGGAGGAACUCUACAUCAUAGACGAGAACAAAUUCGUCUGCAAAGAGGAUUAUGUGAGCACCAGCAGCCUGAAGGAGAGCAGCCUCAACUCAGUAGAUCAUGUGAAUGUUAGCCUCCUGUGUGAAUUGGAUAAUGGAACAUUGCCUGUUUCUUCUUGUACAGACAGAAGUUUGUCUCCAGACCUUCAAGAUCCCGUACAGGAUGAAAAUAAAGAGACAGAUCACUCCACAUCUUCAGAUAAAGAGACAACCAAUAAUGAGAAUGAGGAGCAGAACUCUGGUACCAAAAGAAGAGGACCAAGGACCACCAUAAAAGCAAAGCAACUAGAGACCCUCAAGGCAGCUUUUGCAGCUACACCCAAACCAACAAGGCACAUUCGUGAGCAAUUAGCCCAGGAAACAGGACUCAAUAUGCGGGUGAUUCAGGUUUGGUUCCAAAACAGAAGAUCCAAGGAGAGAAGAAUGAAACAGCUGAGUGCUUUAGGUGCACGAAGGCACGCUUUCUUCAGGAGCCCAAGACGUAUGCGUCCAUUAGGAGGAAGGCUGGAUGAGUCAGACAUUCUUGCAUCUGGCCCUUACAGCUACUAUGGAGAUUACCAAGGGGAUUAUUAUGGAAGUGGAAAUUAUGACUUUUUCCCUCAUGGGCCUCCAUCCUCCCAGACACAGUCUCCAGCAGAUUCCAGCUACCUACAGAAUUCAGGGCCUGGCUCUACUCCUCUUGGCCCUCUUGAACCACCACUAGGUGGUCACCACCCUUCGGAAAACCAAAGAUAUGCGGACAUGAUAUCUCACCCAGAUACACCCAGCCCAGAGCCUGGCAUGACUGGGUCUUUGCAUCCCAUCACUGGAGAAGUAUUCAGCAGUGGUCCAAGUCCUCCAUUUUCUAUGUCUAGCAAUAGUGGGUUUAGUGGUCCUUUACCCCAUCAGAACCCUGACAUUAAUGAGGGCACAGUAUGGUAAUAAACAGCAAAUGAAUGUACUGUCUUUACAGACUACCAUACACAUUCCUUUGAAUUUGAUUUCAUAUUUUGAAGUUGAUUGGACAAAGACUUGAUCCUACAAAGGGUAGAAGACAAAAGGACCAGGAGCACCUUAUGCUCCGCAACUUAAUUUGCCCUGCUGAGCUUAAAAUAAACAUUUUUUCUGACAUCUUGGCUUAAGAGAAAAACCAAAAGCAAGUAGUAUUAACAAAAACCAAAAGCCGCCUCCAUGACA